UCACACUCUCUCCCCCUCUCCUUCACAGCUCGUGGCUCACGGACACGCGCUCGGCAGCUGUACAUCUCUCACUUCCGGUUCAUCAUGGCGGCAUCCAUGGCAUCCCGAGCUGUUUCUAGAGCACUUCGCGGAGCUGCAAACGGACCGUUAUUUCUCAGCAGGAAUAAGCUGAUAAGAGUGAGCCCCAGAAGAUGGCUGAACCUUCAGGAGUACCAGAGCAAGAAGCUGAUGCAGGAGUGCGGAGUGGCUGUCCAGCGCUUUUUUGUUGCCGACACUGCUGCUGAGGCCCUGGAGGCUGCCAAAAGGCUAAAUGCUAAAGAAAUCGUUCUGAAGGCUCAGAUCCUGGCAGGGGGCCGAGGCAAAGGGGUGUUUGACAGCGGCCUGAAAGGUGGAGUGCACUUAACCAAAGACCCGGCGGUGGUGCAAGAGCUGGCCAAUAAGAUGCUCGGCUUCAACCUGACCACCAAGCAGACGCCGAAGGAGGGCGUCAAGGUCAACACGGUGAUGGUGGCUGAGGCUCUAGAUAUCUCCAGGGAGACAUAUUUCGCCAUCCUGAUGGACCGUUCGUGUAAUGGACCUGUGAUGGUGGGCAGCCCGCAGGGGGGAGUGGACAUCGAGGAGGUGGCGGCCAAAACACCAGAGCUUAUCUACAAGGAAGUUAUCGAUAUUUUCGAAGGCGUUCGAGACGACCAGGCGCUGCGCAUGGCAGCUAAUUUGGGCUUCAAAGGGCCGCUGGAGAGGCAGGCUGCAGAUCAAAUUAAGAGGCUGUACGAUCUCUUCCUGAAAGUUGACGCCACUCAGGUGGAAGUGAACCCACUCGGCGAGACUCCCGAAGGACAAGUUGUGUGCUUCGAUGCCAAAAUCAACUUUGAUGACAACGCCGAGUUCCGGCAGAAAGACGUCUUCGCCAUGGACAACACGACCGAGAGCGACCCCACGGAGAUGGAGGCGGCCAAAUACGACCUCAAAUACAUCGGCCUGGACGGCAACAUCGCUUGCUUUGUCAAUGGUGCUGGCCUUGCCAUGGCGACAUGUGACAUCAUCGACCUGCAUGGUGGGAAACCGGCGAACUUCCUGGAUCUGGGAGGAGGCGUGAAGGAGAACCAGGUGUACGCAGCUUUCAAACUGCUCACUGCUGAUCCGAAGGUCGAGGCCAUCCUGGUGAAUAUCUUUGGCGGGAUUGUGAACUGUGCCAUCAUCGCUAACGGCAUCACUAAGGCCUGCAGAGAGCUGGAGCUCAAGGUGCCCCUGGUUGUCCGGCUGGAAGGAACCAACGUGCAGGAGGCUAAGAGGAUCCUGUCUGAGAGUGGGCUACCUAUCACCGCAGCCAAUGACCUGGACGACGCAGCCAAGAAAGCAGUGGCCGCUAUCGCCAAGAAAUAACACACACACACAUACACACACACACACACACACACACAGCCUUAGUUGAACCUGUUUUUCACCCCAUGCAAACCUGUCUGUCAAUCAGACAGUAGGCUCUUCCUACAGAGCUGCUGGCAAAUCAGACUCGUGCAUUAGAUUAGUGACGCCCUAUUCAGAUCAUAAUUAGACUAAACUCUAUAUUUUCUUGUUUUCUGACAAAAACCAGGCCGCGCUUGGGACCGAACUCAUCCCUAACAGUGAUCGAUAAGUCAUUCACUUGUUUAUUUCAAGUGCCACUCAUCACCACACUCAUCACCACUCUAUACCAUUUGUGAAUUAAUUCACUUUGCUUCUUAUUUAAUUGUCUGGAUUUUUGUUUUUUCUGAUAUUAUGUUGAUAUAAUGUUUGCAUUCUGCAUUGCUGAGACAGGAAGCUAUGCCUUAUCAGUGUGACUGCAUCUGCAUGCUUACCUGAGAUAGUGAUCACACAACGAAACACAUUAUUAUCUCACUGCACACAAUCGAACGCUCUCUGAUGCUUAUCAUUAGCACUGUGAAAUGGGUUGCAAAUCCUGGUAUGGAUUUCUUAAGCUGCUUAUAGUGUGAACAUCAGCACCGUUGCAUCUGCUGGAACUUCUUUUAAUAGGAAGUAAAGCAGGCGUCAAGUAAAGCAGUCUGAGGCCACUACCAUGAACUAUUCUUAUUUCAUCACUUGUGAGGAAAUGUAUAAUUAGACCAAAUUUUCUUAUUUUGAAAAAUCAUUCCACCAGUCUUUCCUAAUUUAAAUCAAAAAGUGUGUUUUUAUUGACUGAAAGGAGAAGCGAUGAGAACACAAAGCGCUAAUACUGAAAUGACUGAUGAUAAUUAACACUGUGUUAGGCGUGUACGUGUGUUAAUAUUCGACUGAAAAAUAGCAUCAUGAUGAUUCGGAAGCAUGAAACAAGCCGGAUGUUCAGAAUGAACUGAUUUGAAUUUACUUCUCAAACCUCUAACAGUGAUAGGUCUCAGUGGAUAAAUAAUAUCAACUGAACUGAAAAUGUGUCACAUUUUUACAGACAGAAGAACUCAAUUGUUUUCAUUUUGUUUCACUGUUUGCCAGAAUUCAGGAACAUCUGAUGUGUUUCCGCAAACCACCACAAAUAAAUCGUUCCAUUUGAGGAUUUUUCAAUCCUACUGUUCUAUUAUAAAAAUUUACAAGUAUUUAUGGGUUAAAAAACACAAAGUUCAGUUUAACAUUAACAUUAACGUGUUCACACUAGCAAGUAAUAAAGUGUCAGAUGUAAGAUCACGACGCAGUACCACAAUUACACGGAGAAGAAGUGUGCGAAUUAGAAAAAUAUUUUCUUAUGAGAAUUUGGAUAAGCAACACCCACAAGCGACAAUGUUAGCAGUUGCAACAUGGCCACAAACUAGAGCGACAUCUUGCGGCCGAACUGUUGCGCGGUAGUGUAACAGCAGUGAGACGUAGAACUGAGCCGAGUAUGACACACAAGUCCAGGUGGAUCUUAAACUGAACCGGAUGCGGAUCUAUUCUGUAACUCCACGUGGCCUUGUUUUUUUCCUUGUCAGCAAUCUGCAUGAUUUUCUCUGCCUUACAGAAAAGUGCUGUGUGAGUGAUGAAGACAACACCAUUUUCUUUCUUUUCUUUUCACGAUUGUGUGUCAUCACUUCAUCCAGGAUGUGCUUCAGGAGCAUUCUGGCUUUCCCGUGCCUUUCAUCGAGAUGAUUUAAAAAGCAGCAUUGUCCAUUUUUCUGUAUUUCUUAAUGUAAUGAAACAAAUUUGAUGUAAUUAAGCCCUUUUGUAAUCAUGACUAUAUUUUGUGAAUUGAAUUCUGUUUGAAAUUUCUAUCUCUAAAAACGAUGCAAUAAAACUCACCCCAAGAUAUUUA
Messenger RNA from Pangasianodon hypophthalmus (striped catfish), 3253 nucleotides. It is a transcript of the gene suclg2, whose product is annotated as succinate-CoA ligase GDP-forming subunit beta. NCBI's taxonomy places the organism in Eukaryota, Metazoa, Chordata, Actinopteri, Siluriformes, Pangasiidae. The coding region runs from base 85 to 1383 and encodes 432 amino acids. Gene Ontology annotation, biological process: succinyl-CoA metabolic process; tricarboxylic acid cycle. Gene Ontology annotation, cellular component: mitochondrion; succinate-CoA ligase complex. The transcript has 11 exons. Gene Ontology annotation, molecular function: succinate-CoA ligase (GDP-forming) activity; ATP binding. The record is from RefSeq and is a predicted model, not a curated record.